Messenger RNA from Prunus armeniaca (apricot), 897 nucleotides. NCBI's taxonomy places the organism in Eukaryota, Viridiplantae, Streptophyta, Magnoliopsida, Rosales, Rosaceae. The record is from the annotation of a GenBank genome assembly.
AUGGCUGGCACGUGCUCUACAGUCGAGCCUGCGGGCGCCGGAGAGAUCAUGCUCUUCGGCGUGCGCGUGGUGGUCGACUCCAUGAGGAAGAGCGUGAGUUUGAACAAUCUCUCACAGUACGAGCAGCCUCAAGAGGGCUCCAACAACAACAGCGGCAAUAACACCAUCGCCGGCAAGGAUGACGUGGCCGGUUACGCCUCCGAGAACGACGUAGUUCACAAUUCUGCCGGAAAUCGCGAGCGCGAACGCAAGCGAGGGGUUCCAUGGACGGAGGAAGAGCACAAGCUAUUCCUGCUAGGGUUGCAGAAAGUGGGGAAGGGCGAUUGGAGAGGGAUCUCUAGAAACUUCGUGAAGACUCGCACACCCACUCAGGUUGCCAGCCACGCUCAGAAAUACUUUCUGCGCCGAAGCAACCACAAUCGCCGCCGCCGCAGAUCUAGCCUCUUCGAUAUCACAACAGAUACGGUCACUGCAACUCCAAUGGAUGAAGAGCAAGUACAUCAUCAAAAUAACACAUCUCAAUCACAUCCAUUGCCACCUCCACCACCAUCUGAGGCUUGUAAUCCUAGUGGAUUUUCGAUGGUGCCUAAUUUUCCAUUGACUGUGGGUCCGGCUGUCUUGCCAGUUCCCAUUGAGAAUCCAAUGGGAAAUCUAACCUUGGGACACACAAAUCUUGAGAAUAAUGCUUCGGCUAAGCUUGUCCGUCCAAUUGCCCUUCAUUCGGCCCCUCAUGCUGCAGCAAUGUCUGAUCUAAACUUGAAGUCGACAAUGGACACGUCGACUCUAACUCUCAACCUCUCCUUGACAAUGGACCCGAGGGAAUCGUCAUCAAGGCAUUCGGCUUUCCAGGCAAUGCCAAGCUUCAGCAAUGGGGAUAGCAUUAUUAGUGUUGCUUGA